CUACGAGGGCUUGCGAAAGUUGAGCUCACACAUCCAAAAAAAUUCGGCACCUUGAUUAUAUGCUUGCUCUAUAAACUCUUUUCCAUCCUGCACAACUGUAUGGUGAGUUUCCGAAUUGACCACUCCAAACCAUUUGUACGCUAACUUCACCACUACUGGUUCUAUUUCAACAGCAGUGAUAUUAACAUGAGGUUUCAUUUUAUGUAGUCCCAUAUCGAAACCUCCACCGCCCAGUCCUAUCUCGAGUACUUGCUUACCCAUGCCCAUUUCUUCUAGAGGAAGUGAUUGCAGGAGAAACGUUGCGGCGAUCAUCGAGGCCACCUGAACAUUACGCCGUCCAAAGUCAAGCCAAGGGUUGUUGUAGUAAAGUUAAGACAAUUGUUAAAAUGCUAUCUAGCCAUGCAGGAGAUUCGAAAGGCCAUUACAGUACAUAGCAGUGAUGGAAUUGACACUUACGUGAGAGCUCGUGAAAGUAUUGUGAUCAACCGGCCAUUUUUGGAUGUCAGAACAUCGAUAUCUCCCGCUAGAUUCUUCUCCACCUGA
This is a messenger RNA of Haemonchus placei, 543 nucleotides long. The record is from the annotation of a GenBank genome assembly. Lineage: Eukaryota; Metazoa; Nematoda; Chromadorea; Rhabditida; Trichostrongylidae.